AUGGAUGAGGAAAACGUCCAUGAGGUUCUGAUGGGACUCACACUCGACCAAGCGCAGUUCCUUGGGUUCCAGCAGAGGCAAGACAAGCUUUCUGCACGGCUCAAUCAACUGACCCAAGUUGUUGAGCGAAUAGCCUUGGCGCCUGCUCCUUCACAACGUGCACAUCAAGUUCCUAGACGGAAUGUUCAAGUGGAAGAUGAAGCUGACCAGGAGGAUGAAAUUCCUGAAGAAAAAGAGCAGCCGAUUCCACGACGACAACAAAGGGUCAUUGGGAACAAUAUCAAGCUGAAGAUUCACCAAUUCAAAGGUAAGCAUGCUGCCCUUGAGUUCACUGGUUAUGCUAUUCUCUGGUGGGAAAUUUUAAAAGCACAACGAAGGAGAGAUGGCGAGACUGAGAUUCGUAGUUGGUGGGAAAUGAAAAGACUUAUGCAUAGAAGAUUUGUGCGUGAGUACUACAAGAAACAACUUUAUCAUCAAUUGCAAAGUAUUAGGCAGUGUGAGGAUGUGAUAAAGCUGGCCGUUAAGGUCCGAAGGCAGCGGAAACGUGGCCAACUAACUACGCCACAAGUGCUCAACCUGCAGCCGGUGACCAUCCAGAACCCUCACACUAUCGAAAGUGAAGUUGAAGAGGCCGUUGAAGAUGUUUGUGUAGUUAUGAGUAAGGAGAAAGUAGAAUAUGCUGAUGAGGGUGAGAAGCUCAAAGCUCAGCAAGUCGUGAGUUCGGAAUCAAAGUUGGAAGAACAGCGGGAGUGCUUGGAGAACAUUCCGAAGAAUAUCAACAGCGGGUUCCUAGGACUCCUCCAAGCCCACCUCCCUGUCUCUUUCUCUGUGUUAUUCCUUUUGUCAGGCAACACGGAGGACCCCACCAAGCUCACCUCACUCUACGACUCCUCCGCGGCGCAGCCCCUUCUCUCCGCGCCGUCGGAGCCCCCCCAGAACGAUGUGGAACAAGAACUUGAUCCGAUCCAGUACCUCCAGAUCACCUACAACCAUUCCCCCAGGCCCCUCUGAGACCUCCCAUUCUUCAUCAUCUUCGCCCUCAGCGUCCUCUGUACUUUCACUUUCGGCAUCUUCUCCGUCUUCCACUGCAACAACAGCUACUCCAGUCUCUCCGCCUACACUUACAGCUCCACUUCCGCCUCGUGCGUCAAGACCUUAGCUUUUGCCUCUGAUUCGACUUCCCUUGCUCGUAAUCGUGGUUUCGCAUCAUGGGUCUCGCUCUAUUUGGUCUCUUCAUCCUGUGUUCAGCCUGAUUUAAUAUGGGUUCUUAUCAUCACUCUGAUCUUGAGCGUGCCCAUUUGCUUCUUGCUCCUCGUCCUGCUAAGUACUACGCCAAGAAAGAUUGUUUACGUAUGUCUGCCCUUCGUCGUCAUGCCCAUGUUAUUUAAUGUCUACUAGUUUGUUGCUUGCACAGUUAGCUCUAGCUGUAGUAAUGUCCCUCUGGUGUAUAGGAUCAUAGUACUAGUGUUUGUGGUCCUUGUGAUCGGGAUCAUCCUUUGGAUCUUUGGCAGAAUCGAACUGACCAUCAGCAUAAUCGAGGUUGCCUCGGAUGCUCUCUUGAUGAACUUGGGACUGUUCGGGGCGUUGCCGUGUAUGAGUAUUGGCUUAGUUGCUUAUUAUGCCCCCAUCGUUGUGUUCUUGGUGUUUGCGAGACAAAAUGAGAAGAUUGUGCGGAAGGAAUUAUCCGAUGGGGAGUAUACUUGUACAUUGAAGCAGGACAGCUGGGUGCCUGCGUACUUUGCUCAUGCGAUUCUUAUGGUGUUGUGGUCAUUAACUUCUAUGAUCGAAGCACAAGUUUAUAUGAUAAGCGGAAUAACUGCAUAGUGGUGUGAGGGACUAAAUUGAUGUAGCGAUAACUAAAUUGAUGUAGUA
This is a messenger RNA of Punica granatum (pomegranate), 1872 nucleotides long. The record is from RefSeq and is a predicted model, not a curated record. Lineage: Eukaryota; Viridiplantae; Streptophyta; Magnoliopsida; Myrtales; Lythraceae.